Messenger RNA from Osmerus eperlanus (European smelt), 2079 nucleotides. RefSeq names its product prolyl 4-hydroxylase subunit alpha-1-like. Gene Ontology annotation, cellular component: endoplasmic reticulum. NCBI's taxonomy places the organism in Eukaryota, Metazoa, Chordata, Actinopteri, Osmeriformes, Osmeridae. Gene Ontology annotation, biological process: peptidyl-proline hydroxylation to 4-hydroxy-L-proline. The record is from RefSeq and is a predicted model, not a curated record. Bases 87 to 1727 code for a protein of 546 amino acids. The transcript has 15 exons. Gene Ontology annotation, molecular function: procollagen-proline 4-dioxygenase activity; protein binding; iron ion binding.
UGGACGCCAGUUUCAUCAGCUUGCACACUGACACAGACAGCAGCGCUGGAGAGAGAUUAGGAGCUCCCAGCAACCACAGUAGGGGUAUGUCACUGAUGGAGCUGAGAUGUCCGUGGUGUGUUCUGGUUCUGAGUAGCCUCCUCCAGACUCUCUCAGCCCACGAUGACUUCUUCACGUCCAUAGGCCACAUGACCGAUCUCUUGUACACUGAAAAGGACCUGGUCACCUCAUUGAAGGACUACAUCAGAGCAGAGGAGAACAAGCUGGAGCAGGUCAAACGUUGGGCUGAGAAGCUGGACUCUCUGACCACCACGGCCACCCUGGACCCCGAGGGCUUCCUGGGGCACCCGGUCAACGCCUUCAAGCUGAUGAAGAGACUGAACACUGAGUGGGGCGACCUUGAGAACCUGGUGCUCCAGGACACAUCGGAUGGGUUCAUCUCUAACCUGACCCUCCAGAGACAGCACUUCCCCACAGACGAGGACCAGACCGGGGCUGCCAAAGCCCUGCUCAGACUGCAGGACACCUACAGGCUGGACGCCAACACCAUCUCCACUGGAGACCUGCCUGGUGUAACCGCUCAGAGCCCCAUGACAGUGGAGGACUGUUUUGAGUUGGGGGACAUUGCCUACAAAGAGGGAGACUACUACCACACAGAGUUAUGGAUGGCUCAGGCCCUCAAACAGCAGGACCAGGGCGAGGAGUCGCCCAUAGACAAGGUCCUGGUGCUGGACUAUCUCAGCUACUCUGUCUACCAGCAGGGGGAGCUGGAGAGAGGUCUGGAGCUCACCAAGAGACUUCUUUCUCUAGACCCAGAGCAUCUGAGCGCCAACGAUGACGUGGACUACUUUGAGUUCCAGCUGGAGAAACAGAGGAAGGCAUCCGCUGACAAGCCCCCGAAACAGGACAAGAAACAGGGAAGGAACAAGACUGAAGGAGCCCUCAGGAAGAAGCGCUUCAGAGAGCCCCUCCCUGAAUUGAAGACGUACGAGAAACUGUGUCGAGGGGAGGGCAUCAGAAUGACACCCCGCAGGCAAAGCCACCUGUUCUGCCGUUACUACGACAACCACCGUAACCCCAGGUACCUUCUCGGCCCGGUGAAGCAGGAGGACGAGUGGGACCGCCCCUACAUCGUCCGUUACCAUGACAUCAUCUCCCACAGCGAGAUCGAGAAGGUCAAGGAGCUUGCCAAGCCAAGGCUAAGCAGGUCCCUCAUCACCAACCCCAUCACUGAUGAAACAGAGGCCGUCCCGUACCGCAUCAGCGAGAGUGCUGGGCUGACUGGGUACGAACACCCAGUGGUGGACAAGAUCAACCAGAGGAUUGAAGACCUAACAGGUCUGGAGAUGGACACUGCUGAGGAGCUGCAGGUUGUAAAUUACGGUGUGGGAGGGCAGUACGAGCCCCACUUUGACUUUGGGAGGAAAGAUGAGCCUGAUGCAUUCAAAGACCUGGGCACAGGCAACCGCAUAGCAACUUGGCUCUUCUACAUGACUGAUGUUGCUGCUGGAGGUGCUACAGUAUUUCCUGAUGUAGGGGCUGCUGUUUGGCCCAAAAAGGGUACAGCGGUGUUCUGGUACAACCUGUUUCCCAGUGGGGAGGGAGACUACAGCACAUUACAUGCUGCCUGUCCUGUACUAGUGGGCAACAAGUGGGUAUCAAACAAAUGGAUCCAUGAAAGAGGACAGGAGUUCAGACGUCCCUGUGGUCUGGUAGAGACCGAAUGAUGAAGGGGGACGUCCCCCCCCCCCACACACACACACACACACAACACACCACACACACUGUGUUCUUUAUCAAAGUCAAACACGUUUGCUGCAGUCUGUCAUUUACCCUGUACAACGUCAUUACUGUGGAACCAGUGUAUGUACAUUUGGGGGAAAUCGUUUUCCAACUGAAUGGAGGGUUGUAGAGGGUCUAUCAGGGAGCUGUGAGUCCAUUCAUAAGACUGCAGUGGCUGGAAGGAGUUCCAGCACAGGAGCUAACUUCUUCCUAUACAGUGACACAAGAAUUACUACUUUUCAGAAAUGAACUGCUGUGAAGAAUUAUAGCAAGUCCGCAACUAACUGCCAUUUUAGU